GGAUGAGAGUAACAACACUGAUAACACAGUCGUAACGGGAACACGCGGUCUGCAGUGCGCGGAGCUGCGCCGCCGACCUACAUGUCACUCCAGUGGCAGCUGGCCUCGCGCUGGAUUCUGUGCUACACAUGGCAACCCGCACAGGGAAUCCACUGCAAGUGUGUGUAUGUGUGUGUGUGUGUGUGUGUGUGUGUGUGUGUGUGUGUGUAAUGGAGGGAAGGGGGAUUAGAAAUGCAUUAUGCAUACCCACCAUGGGCGCACCCCCCCUUCCCCAUAGCCACCUGAAAAACACGGUACACCUGCUUCCCCCGGCACGCAUGCGCGUGCAUAAACGUGGACGACGGGGUGACGUAAGAUGUCCGUGUUUGGGCAUUUUGACGCAUCAUACGGGAGCUCACGAACUCACGAACUUUACACGCACCCGGUCACUAACGUGGACGGAUCAGCCGGUGUGAUGGAGUCGUCGUGUUGCAAGUGGAGAGCGGCUGUCUCCCCGGAGCUGAGCGUCACGACCUGAGCUGAUGGUUGCACCAGGGGUGUCCUGUAACUCCUGACAGAGAAGAGGAGCCUUCAUCACCAUAGCUACUGCUCCUCUCCUCCUCCUCCAGUUCACGAUCCCCCAUUCACCACCUCUCUUCAUCUGUCGAGUGUUUGUUUGCCACUGUCUUUCCCUCCACAUCCUCCAUCACCUGUCACCAUGACAACCUCAGCCCUACGCCGGCAGGUGAAGAAUAUUGUGCACAACUAUUCAGAGGCGGAGAUAAAGGUCCGCGAGGCCACCUCCAAUGAUCCAUGGGGCCCGUCAUCGUCUCUCAUGUCAGAGAUCGCUGACUUGACCUUCAACGUGGUGGCAUUUGCCGAGGUCAUGGGCAUGGUGUGGAAACGCCUCAACGACAGCGGCAAGAACUGGAGACAUGUCUACAAGGCCCUGACUCUGUUGGAUUACCUGCUGAAGACAGGAUCAGAAAGAGUGGCCCAGCAGUGCCGAGAGAACGCAUUCACUAUUCAGACGCUCCGUGACUUCCAAUACGUCGACCGUGACGGCAGAGACCAGGGGGCCAACGUGAGAGAAAAAGCACGCCAACUGGUGUGUCUCCUCCGGGACGAGGAGCGGCUCCGCCAGGAGAGAAGUCAAGCCCUCAAGACCAAAGAGCGAAUGGCUGGGGGAGGCAGUGGAGGCGGUGGGGGUGUGUAUGGAGGGAUACCGCCGUCUUACCACCCAGGCAGGAGGACGAGCCAGCCCAGCAUGGCUGUGCUGUACGGGGAGGAGUUCAGCCGCUCCAGAGGCUCUCCAUCCUCCUUCAACUCCUCGUCCUCGUCCCCUCGCGCCGCCUCAGAUCUGGAGCAGGCCCGACCGCAGACCAGCGGUGAGGAGGAGCUGCAGCUCCAGCUGGCCUUAGCCAUGAGCAGGGAGGAGAGUCAGAAGGAGCAGUGCUGUCGUCAAGGAGACGAGUCGCUGUUGCAGAAGGCCCUGGAUGAGAGCAGGAGAGAGAGCCAGUCAGGGACACAGGAGUCAGCCAUGCUGGAUCUGGUGGACAUAUUUGGCACCUCAUCUGAGGCCCCACCUCCACCUAGUGACCCUUGGAACUCUGCCGAACCCACCUGUAACGCCACCUCUGACCCCUGGGACUCUGUAGCGGUCCACUCCAGCACUCCUGUGAUAGGCAGCCCUUGGGCGGGGCCAGCCCCUCCCUCAUCCUCUGAUGCGGCCAAUCCUUGGGCUCCGUGCCCCGACUCAUGCACAGACCCCUGGGAGGGAGCGCAGGUCUCCUCCAGUCCUGUUGAUCAAGCGUGGGACAGCCCAACAGACAGAGGUGGUGAUAGAGGAGAUCCGUUUGCUGCACAGGAAGAGGAGAAGCCUAAACAAGAGGUUCCGCAGGUGUCCUCCCCUCAACCAGCUAGUCCCACAGAUGCGGAGCUGUUCGGGUUUAAAGUGAACUCUGACCCGUUUGCUGAUGCAGAUUCCAAUCCUGAUCCAUUUGGGAGUGACCCUCCAGUGAAACCCCAGGUAAACGGACGGGAGUCGUCCAGCCCAGAGAUGUUUGACCUGUCCCGGCUAGCACCCCCACUCAGCGCCCCGCCUACACGUGUGUGUCGAACCCCUGAGGCCUUUCUGGGACCCACAGGAGCCUCGUUGGUCAAUUUAGACGCUCUGAUACCCUCCAACCCGCCAAGCAAGAUGCACAACAACCCCUUCCUCUCAGGUCUGAGUGCUCCGUCUCCCACCAACCCCUUCCACUGCGACCAGCCUCGCCUCACCCUCAACCAGAUGCGACCUUCCUCCACGUCCCCGCUGCCCCCGCACAUGCUCUCCUACAGCCCGUCGCUGCCCCUCCCUCUGCACCACCAGCCACCCGUCCUCCCCUCCUCUCUUACACAACCUCCUGCCGGACUCCUGGACCUUCCCUCCAACCUCCCGCAGCCGCUGCUCCCCCUUUCUCCCCGACCGGCGCACCGCACUCAGUCGCAGACACAGACACACAGCCACAACCCCUUCCUCUGAGACGCCCGCAUCUUUCACGCUCUGGCCUGCAGAGGGAAAAUGGACUCUUUUUGGAUCCAUCUAUGCUGACUACAAGGAGACUAAUGUCAAAUGAGCCUGAACUGGACUGCAGAUCCUGGUCUGAUGUCAUUGUGCGCACUUGAAGCGGAUCAACCUUGGACUGGAUGUAUGUGUGUCUGUCUAGAGACACAUCAGCUGCUAUAUAACCUGAACUCUUGAAGAAAAGCUAACUCGCUCACUCCCACAUACACACACACGCACUCAGGCGCACUUAAGGGUGCACAGACACAAACAUGCACACGCCACCAAACUAACAGGGUGUAUCUCAACAGUCCCCUCGAUGCCUUUUUUCCCCAUCAUCAGUGACGACUCAGAGCUCCCUCUGACCACAGAGACAAAGCUGUUCCUUAGAAGAUUUGGAUGAAGCCACAAACUCUGAUUGUCCACAGAGAUUCACAAGGACCCUUACCGCUGCUGCUUCACCGACAAAAGCAUGAAUGCAUCCCACUCCCCCAAGACUCCAAACUAUGCUAUUCUACCCGAGCACCUGAGACGAGUUCAUCAAAUAAAUCCUCUCUCUCUCUGCCGAGUCAAACGGUAUCUUGAGCUUUAUCGGCCCAAUUGAAUCACCGGAGAAAGGCCCCAGGAGUGUGUUACUGUGAGAUUCAAGACAGUUCAAGAACUUGACUUGACUCAGGUAUCCCUUCUUACACCAACAUACUUAUAUCUAUUUUGCAUUGCCUUGUUACCCUGCAAGCUCCAUAGCAUCUGGUCCUAAGUUAGAUUGCCCUUAAAGGCAAGUAACCCCAAGAGGAUCCAAGUGGAUUCAAAACUGGACUAAACCAGCCUACGCUAGACCUUACUGUCACAACCUGGACCUAAACUGAUCACUGAUUGUACCCUAUCGGACCCGCGUGCCUGUCUCUACAGCUGACCCACAAUCCAUUCCCGGCUGGUUGAUAUUGGCGCCAUUUGAGGAGGACCUCAGGGAGACCGCUCUGUCCCUCCUCCAAUGAGAUUCAACCCAAGGAACGAAUGGAAAGGCAUUUAGUCUACAGAGAGUAAAAACGACAAGAUCAGUGACUUGAUCGUAAAAAAAAAAUGAGAGAUGAAGAGAUAAAGGCGGAGUGAGAAGGCGAAACUAUUACAGAUGAUUGACCGGUGUGUCGGGCUCGUCUCCUCGGCUCCUCGUUCACUUCUGUGUCAGGAUCCAAAGGACCUGACGAGACGAGAUGUUUGGUCAUCACUGCACUGAACCUGGACCUGAAUGUGAAAUGCCUGCCUAUAGAUACACACACAGGCUUAGUACAUAUGUAUUUAACAGAAUGAUACCUAUAAAGUAUUAUAGAACAUUAUACCAAUAAAUGAAUGGUGUUUGCA
This is a messenger RNA of Acanthopagrus latus (yellowfin seabream), 3883 nucleotides long. RefSeq names its product epsin 3b (gene epn3b). Gene Ontology annotation, molecular function: phospholipid binding; clathrin binding. The record is from RefSeq and is a predicted model, not a curated record. Gene Ontology annotation, cellular component: endosome; plasma membrane; clathrin vesicle coat. Gene Ontology annotation, biological process: endocytosis. Lineage: Eukaryota; Metazoa; Chordata; Actinopteri; Spariformes; Sparidae. The transcript is spliced from 12 exons. Bases 698 to 2503 code for a protein of 601 amino acids.